Messenger RNA from Eubalaena glacialis (North Atlantic right whale), 1508 nucleotides. RefSeq names its product FGFR1 oncogene partner 2 (gene FGFR1OP2). Gene Ontology annotation, biological process: response to wounding. Lineage: Eukaryota; Metazoa; Chordata; Mammalia; Artiodactyla; Balaenidae. The transcript has 7 exons. Bases 240 to 1001 code for a protein of 253 amino acids. The record is from RefSeq and is a predicted model, not a curated record.
CUCUGAGAGCGCUGGUCGGAGGCGGGGAACGGAGGGUUUCGCUUGGCCGGUGAUGGGGCUGAGCCCCUCUGAUUCCCCCAGGCGCCCCUGCACUGCCUCUGCUUGGUUCUGCAUCUGCUCGCUGAAGAAGCUGAACAGGCAAGAGGAGUCUCGUCCCCUGGGUGCAUAGGUCCCCGUUGGCCGAGGCUUUUGAGUCCUAACCGCCACAGCUGACGGCUGCGAGGGAUUGAGACCAGAAAAUGAGUUGCACAAUUGAGAAGGCACUUGCUGAUGCUAAAGCCCUUGUUGAAAGACUGAGAGAUCACGACGAUGCAGCAGAAUCUCUGAUUGAGCAGACCACAGCUCUCAACAAACGAGUAGAAGCUAUGAAGCAGUAUCAAGAAGAAAUUCAAGAACUUAAUGAAGUUGCAAGACAUCGGCCACGGUCCACAUUAGUUAUGGGAAUCCAGCAAGAAAACAGACAAAUCAGAGAAUUGCAACAAGAGAACAAAGAAUUACGUACAUCCCUGGAAGAACAUCAGUCUGCCUUGGAACUUAUAAUGAGCAAGUAUCGAGAGCAAAUGUUUAGAUUGCUAAUGGCUAGCAAAAAAGAUGAUCCAGGGAUAAUAAUGAAGUUAAAAGAGCAGCACACCAAGAUUGACAUGGUGCAUCGUAACAACUCCGAAGGAUUCUUCCUUGAUGCAUCUCGACACAUCCUUGAAGCACCUCAACAUGGACUGCAGAGGAGACACUUGGAAGCAAAUCAGAAUGAAUUACAAGCACAUGUUGACCAGAUAACUGAAAUGGCAGCAGUAAUGAGGAAAGCCAUUGAAAUUGACGAGCAACAGGGUUGCAGGGAACAGGAACGAAUAUUUCAACUUGAGCAAGAAAAUAAAGGCUUGAGAGAGAUCCUUCAAAUAACUCGAGAAUCAUUUUUGAAUCUUAGAAAAGAUGAUGUGUCGGAAAGUACAUCUUUGUCAGCAUUAGUGACCAAUAGUGACCUGAGUCUGAGGAAGAGCUGAAGAGCUUUUAAGUCUGUGAAUGAAUUAACAGAAAAAUCCAUCUCAAGCUGCCCUUUGUUUUAUUUUUUUAUAAUACGUACAGUGCACUGGCAAUGACAUUUUUAAAAGAUAGCAACAAGAAAAUGCAUAGUUAAUGGUCAUAGAUGUUAUUCCAAACUAUAAUUGAAAAAUAGAAGCUAAGCCUUUGUUAAUUGGUGAACAAGUUAAAGAUUUUCACAGUGACUGCUGAAUGUAUCAAGAGCUUUCAGCAGUGCUGUUGGCUUUCUGGUUGACACUUGGAUAAACAUGAAUAUCCCCAACAAAUGUCUGGGAAUUAAUAGAAACAUCCCAAUUUUAAAAUACAAAUUUUGCCACAGUAUUGUGAAUGGAAAAUCGUCAUACUAAAUUAUAUCCUCCCUAUAUGGUGAAAGUUAACAAAUAGCUUAUGUACCAUGAGACUUCAGCUUUAAUGAUUGCCUAUCUACCUUCUCAUUAAUUUAAAUUUUUGUCAAAGAAAGUUCAGUUUGA